Molecule: messenger RNA, 1293 nt
Organism: Loa loa (African eye worm)
Lineage: Eukaryota; Metazoa; Nematoda; Chromadorea; Rhabditida; Onchocercidae
Exons: 9
Coding region: 1-1293 (430 amino acids)
Source: RefSeq, a predicted model, not a curated record
AUGGGUGAUGCAUUUUUAUCACGACAAAAUCCAUCUAGGCCAAUAAUCUUUGGUGCUUUUCAUCGAAAUCACAUCGAACAAAAUAUCCCAGGAAAUUAUGUGAUAUUUCAAUUUCUUGGUGAUGUACAACAAACAUAUCGCUUAUAUUGUUUUUCAACAACACAAAAUGGUAAACAAUUUGUUUACCAAGCUCAUAUCCAACGAAUACAUCAAGGAAAACGUUUUGUAAAUGAUAUUUGCUCGAUGGCUGGUUUUAUUGCUGAAUGUAACGUUGCAAAUCAAUCCUUAUCAUUCAUACGAAUAAGCACAAAAGAUAAUGUGAAAGGAUCACUUAAAAUACCAAUUGAAAUGACAUCGGAAGAGAAGCGACAUAAACUUGUCGUUUGUAUGGCACCAACAUAUGCUCUUAUCGAAUGGCGCAUAUUACUUCUUGGUAUUGAAAUAUGGCUUGCACUUGGAAUUGAAGAAUCUCAUGUGAAUUGUUUACUUUUUGCUAAGCCAUGGGCAGAAAUGAUAGCAUUCACAGAUUUCGAUGAUAUUUUAAUUCCAAUACAACCAAUGAAAAUUUAUUCAACAGUGAUUAUUGACAUAUUACAGAAUCUUGCAAAUCAGCAUCCACAAGCUGGAUCGUUCCUCUUUGAGCAUCGUGAUGUACGAAUGGUACUACCGGAAAAUGAACAAGGAUUGCAAUUGGAUAAUUUUAAUUUCAGUUUCUUAAUUAAUUCAAAUAGGAAAAAAGAAUGUACAGUAUGGCGUAUGAAAACACGUGUCAUCGUGAAUGCAAGUCGUGUGGAUACUGUCAAUAUGCAUGAAAGUGGGAUUAAUCGUCUUGGUUAUGUACAAGUACGUGUUCCAUGUCAUCAAGCACAUUUUUAUCACAUGCGACAUUCAUUUCGAGACCAAGCAAUAGGACAAUUUAUUAAUAUGAAUAAUUUGGUGCAAUUACUUAAUAGGAAUUUUCAAAAACGACUUCAAACAACGCUUCAAACCAUUUCGAAACAACGGAUGAAUAGCACUUUAACUGGAACGUUGGAUGAUUUUGAUAAAUGUAUAAUUGAAAUUAACAAGGAACAUUUUAAGUUAAAAGUUUCACGUUGUAUGACACCUCACGUUUGCUAUCUUAAGAUGAAAAGUGAAAUUGAUUGCGUAGCAUCAGUUGGAAAUUAUGAAUUUGCGCAUAUAUCUGGUGAUUUCAUCCUUCGUUUAAUGAAUGCUCAAUUUACGGACAGUGACAAGAAUUGUGACGCACCAAUUUCAAAAAUUGUCAAAGGCAAUUAUUUUUAUGCACCAUAA